Messenger RNA from Colletotrichum navitas, 1175 nucleotides. RefSeq lists its product as uncharacterized. Gene Ontology annotation, cellular component: nucleus. The coding region runs from base 487 to 1062 and encodes 191 amino acids. The record is from RefSeq and is a predicted model, not a curated record. NCBI's taxonomy places the organism in Eukaryota, Fungi, Ascomycota, Sordariomycetes, Glomerellales, Glomerellaceae. The transcript has a single exon. Gene Ontology annotation, molecular function: RNA polymerase II cis-regulatory region sequence-specific DNA binding; DNA-binding transcription activator activity, RNA polymerase II-specific. Gene Ontology annotation, biological process: regulation of transcription by RNA polymerase II.
AAGUACAACCAAAAAGGAUUAUUCAACAACUUCGUCAGUGUUCAGUGUUCUGUUCCAGGGUGACCAGGGUAAGGGCCACCUGCUUCUGUAGAAAUACAAGACACUAGCACAAGUAAAAUCCAGAGGGCCCAACUCCCAAUCGCUCCCCGUUCUUCUCCAGGAGUACAUGCCCCCAAGGGAGGUGUGCAAUAAGCUGGUCCAGUUGUACCUACGAACAUCUAAGUCGGUGUUCCAGGUGCUGCACGUUCCCUGUUUCCAGCAUGACUAUCUUCAGUACUAGAGCAACCCGCAGUCGGCUAGCGAGUCACUCGUUAUACAGUUGCUUCUCGUCAUAGCUAUCAGAACCUGCUUCUACCAAGAUGUCGUCGCCGCCGAUGGCGCCACCACCCUGCGCUGCCAGGCAACGUACUAGAUCUAUGCUUGCCAUGUGCGUCUCGCGUCCCCUUUUCAGAAGAAACACUUAAGCCUACGCCGCGUGCAGUCACAAUGCCUACUGGUCAUCGCGUUGCUGACCAACACAGACGUUGUCGGCGGAGAUCUGGCCAGCAUCAGCGUAGCGUCCCUCGUGCAGAGCACCAUGGCCGUGGGCUUACACAUCACGCUCAGCCAGCUGCCCGUCAACUCGUUGGAGGCCGAGGUCCGCCGACGGCACUGGGGCACUGGGCCACCAUCCUUGAGCUGGUGGUUCAAUGCAGUCUGGACUCGGGCACUCAUCCCGUCAUCGCGGCUGAGGCCCUGAACUGCAAGUUUCCCUCCAACCUCAACGACUCCCAAAUCAGCGACUCAACUAAGACACUGCCCACGGGUCACCCAACAGGCACAUUUACGCAGAGCUCCAUCCAACACGUCUUGUUAAGGUCCCUGCCCAUUCGGCUUCGAAUAGCCGAGCUCCUGGGCCAGUACCAGGGCGAGAUUCCCUACGACACGACCCUACGCCUAGGAGCCGAGCUCACCGCGGCCUGUCGCGAGAACUCCAAUCUAAUCGAUUCGUUUUUUCGUCACCGUCAAACGGCAACAGCCCACCGAUCAGGGCGUUCCAGAUCAAGAUACAGGACCUCCUAGUGAGGCGAUUCCUCCUGCUAUUCCACGCCUAGUUCGCGCACAAGGCCGCCAGCAACGUUGCCUACCACUUCUCGCGAACAGUAUGCCAGAAGUACGCCCUGCCGCUGCUGUCG